GAAAAAGAGGAGAAGAAGGGAGGGAGAGGAGGAAGGAGGAGAAGGAAACAGGGGGAAGAGAAAAGACAAAAGAUUCAGAAAACAAAAGGAGAGAGUGCCAGUGGAGAGAGAACAGUUCUCAUAAAGUUUGGUUGGCUGCAUAUCUGAGAGAUGGGCAGCUACCCAAUCAUCUUGUUGCUGUGCUGUCUCCAUGCGCGAGAUGCAGUUGUCCGCGCCCAACAAACUGAGUUACCUUCAAAUGUCCCGGACCUACAGCCAUCUGACUGCAGGGAGGAGAUGUACCCCUGCACCAGGAUGUACUCAGUCCACCGGCCCAUCAAGAGAUGCAUCCACUCUCUGUGCCUUUACAGCCUCCCUCGAGUCUAUGUGAUCAACAAAGAGAUCUGUGUGCGCACGGUCUGCCAACAGGAUGAACUGCUCAAGGCGGAGCUUUGCAGGGAGAAAUCUGGCUGGCCCAAGAGACUCACGAGGUCAACUAAAAAACGUUGUCGUCGUGGAAACCCAAAAACCUGGGCAAACAAGGCUUGAUGGAGAGAGGGUGGCCACACGGAGAGAGAGAGGAGAGAGGAGAGAGAGAGGUGAAGUAAGGGAAGGGCUGAAGAACAGAUCUCAAAACCUCUAACUUGCUUACUGUUACUAGCUGGGUUUCCAUCCAACUGGUUUACAUAUUUUAAGCACAUUCAUGAAAAUUCCACUAGAUAAAAUGUAAGUUUGUGUGUGUUAUCCAUACACAGUGUUCUGCAAAGUAAAAAUGAACACUCUCCUAAUCAAAAAAGGGGAGCUCUGGGAAGCUGUGUCAUCAAUACGUAAGAUUGUAUAGGCAACAUUAACAGCAACAAAUGAAGAUUUAGGCAAAUAAGCCCAUUUCCAUCACACAUUGUGCCAAAUGUGAAUCGGGAGUUGAUCCACAUCCCUCUAAUGAAUUGAUUGAUUAUUUGACUCGCACAACAAGCAUUUACGGUCGGGUUUUUCUAUUCAAAUGAUCUCAAAUUCAUAUUAAACUUGGGAUGAAAGCUCAGCUGUUUCCUUCGAACACUAAACUGACCAACAAAACAAUUGUAUAACCAUUUAUCUCACUUUUAUUGUUUGUCUGUUGGUUUAUUUGUUUGUUUUUAAAUAAUAACCACUUUUGAUUAUAUGUGGAAUGUAGGCCUACACAUGUGAGGGAUCACUAUGUUAUUUAGAUGAUGCUCUCAUGUUUACACUGACAACAGCAGUGCACUUUGUUACGAUACUGAAUGUUGAAGUGUCUCACUGUUGAUUGCAUAUACUUGCAUAACUGUACAAUGUAGAGUUUUUUUUUGCAAAAACUCUUUUUUUUUACAUUAUAUCUAUGCAUCUCCACACACCAAUCUUCAUCACUAAGAUGAGACAGGUGAGAAAAAUAAAUUAAAAUAGAGAAA
Sardina pilchardus (European sardine) is the source of this 1403-nucleotide messenger RNA. RefSeq names its product microfibril associated protein 5 (gene mfap5). The coding region runs from base 151 to 528 and encodes 125 amino acids. Gene Ontology annotation, cellular component: microfibril. The record is from RefSeq and is a predicted model, not a curated record. Gene Ontology annotation, biological process: embryonic eye morphogenesis. The transcript has 7 exons. Lineage: Eukaryota; Metazoa; Chordata; Actinopteri; Clupeiformes; Clupeidae.